Diatraea saccharalis (sugarcane borer) is the source of this 1259-nucleotide messenger RNA. The record is from the annotation of a GenBank genome assembly. Lineage: Eukaryota; Metazoa; Arthropoda; Insecta; Lepidoptera; Crambidae.
AGUGACAGUCAGUCAAUAAAGUUGUACUGAAAUCCGCAAAUAAUUUUGUUUUUUUUUUUCAAGUUUUGGUUAAUUUACAACUAUUACAUUAAUUUUGGUGAAACUAACAUAAUGACUGGUCAUGUAUCUAUCAGACUUGCAUCUGAACGAGUUAACGCGUGCGUCGCAACAGGCACUGAACUCCCACGAUUUUAUACACCUGGAGAGGUUAUAAGUGGCGUACAAGAUUUUAUGCGUGGUCAUGGAACAUAUGCUGAAGAUGACUGCCUUAAAGCUUCUGUUGCUGGUGUUAUGCAAAAAGUGAACAAAUUGAUUUGUAUUCGACCUUUGAAAAGUCGUUACGUCGGAGAAAUCGGAGAUGUGAUUGUGGGACGUGUUCUUGAGGUGCAGCAACGUAGAUGGAAAGUCGAAACUAAUUCAAGAUUAGACUCUGUUCUGCAACUUUCAGCUGUUAAUCUACCUGGAGGAGAACUGCGCCGUAGGUCUGCUGAAGAUGAGCAAAUGAUGAGGAAACACUUGCAAGAAGGUGAUCUUAUUAGUGCAGAAGUUCAAAGUAUAUUUUCUGAUGGAUCACUUUCAUUACAUACAAGAAGCUUAAAAUAUGGCAAGUUGCCCCAGGGUACACUAAUAAAAGUUUUCCCAUCUCUGGUUAAAAGAAGAAAAAAUCAUUUUCACAAUCUGCCUUGUGGAAUUUCAGUUAUAAUUGGUAAUAAUGGUUACAUAUGGAUUAGCCCACAAAAACAAGACAUAAUGGUUGAAGAGAACACAGAUGAAAUUGAGAAUUAUGAUAUGCAGCCAGUAACAAGAUCAGACAGAGAAACAAUGGCAAGGAUCAAGAACUGCAUUGCAGCACUAGUAGCCUCCAAGAUGAUGCUAGAUGACACAAGUAUUAUGUUUGCUUAUGAAGAGAGUUUGAAAUAUGAGUCUGUGAAGGAUUUACUAGAUCCAGAAGCGAUGUUAGAUGUAGCUUUUUUAACACAACAUAGAAUAAACAACAUUAUGGAAGAAUGAAAUGCUUGUAAUCAUUGAACUUAUAGUAAUGAUACCAGCAGUUAAGGUGAAGAAAGGGAGAUCUCUCUUGUGAAAUGUCCAAUACCAAGUAGAAAAUGUACUUGCUAGCAUCAUAUCUGAGACACCGCUGAUGAAAAACAUAGUCCAGAAAAAGGCAAGCAAAUUGACGACUGCAAAGAAAAAUGAAACAAGGCUUUCAAUGGUAACCAGGCAACCGCCUAGGUAGUUAGGCAUUUGGGAGGUGGCUU